Messenger RNA from Atta colombica, 1829 nucleotides. Its product is annotated as WAS protein family homolog 1-like. Gene Ontology annotation, cellular component: recycling endosome; early endosome; WASH complex. The coding region runs from base 219 to 1700 and encodes 493 amino acids. The transcript is spliced from 4 exons. Gene Ontology annotation, molecular function: gamma-tubulin binding; actin binding; alpha-tubulin binding. Gene Ontology annotation, biological process: Arp2/3 complex-mediated actin nucleation; exocytosis; endocytic recycling. The record is from RefSeq and is a predicted model, not a curated record. Lineage: Eukaryota; Metazoa; Arthropoda; Insecta; Hymenoptera; Formicidae.
GAAUUUAAGAAAUAUGAUCUGAGGCGGAUGUCAUUUAAUGUCAUGCAGAGUACAGCUGAGAUAGCCAAGGAGUUAACGUAAUCCGCGUAUUCGCGUGUCAUAAUUCAGGACACGUCGGCACUUCGCAAGUUGACGUUCCAUGAUAUGCAUUAUUGUCCAUGAUGUGCAUUAUUGUCUUGUGAGACGGUUAUCUUUGUGAUUCUUCCGCCGGGACCAAGAUGCCAGAACGAAUCGAGAUUGGUAUUAUUCCAAGUAAUUUGAGACACGAAGAAACUAUAGUUCAAAUAGCAGAAGCUCUAGACAAUCUAGGCGAUGCUGUCUCAUAUAUAUUUGAUUGCAUUGAUAGGAGGCUUUCGGAGAAUACACAAAGAUUGACCAACAUUAAAGAGAGAGCUAUGAAGUUGGAGGACAGAUUGCACUAUUUACAAACUAAUUUAAACCUGAAAGCGGUAAAAAUGUAUUCUGCUGCUAAAUAUCCGGCUAAUCACACUUACAAGGAGUAUCAAAUGACUAUACCGUCACAGCGCGAGCAUAUCGCUGCUAUACCAAGCAUUUACAAAUGUUCUGUGCCUAUAAAGGAUAUCCCCGAAGCAUAUUUAUCUUCUAAUUGCAAAACUGAGGACGGUCAAUAUGCCGCGAAUGUCAGCCUCCAAGAAAAGCUCCAAUUUUAUCACGUACGAUCAAAGGCUGGCAAAAAAGAUAACCUUGAGAAUGAUGUAGAACCAUUCCCACCACAAUUAUCCUCAGUUAGUGCCCUCCUACUAUUCGAUAGCAUGGAUAGUCCGUACGAAAAAACGUCCAUGCGAUCAUCACGUCAGUCUGUCAACAAGCAGCAAAUUGAGGAUGCUCCAGAUUCAAUUGUACAACCGUGGCUUUCGUCAGAAAUGGAUGCGUCUUCCAGCUAUUUGUAUACUCCGACUCUUGGAGAGGUUCCUCAAAUAAAUGUACCGCUAACACUCCCAGAUUUACCAGGCAUUGUGGAUGAUGAGAAAUUUGUGCUCGAUCUUAAUUCCCAAAGCCCUAUCGCACCAUCAUCUGCGGUCACGACGCCCACUGUUCGUUUAGAUCUACCGACGCCAAUCAGUGACGAGAGAGACUCUCAGUCGAAGACCGAAGAUAGUGCUCCACACUUGCCAGUUUUAACUGGAGCUUUGACAACUGCAUCAUCACCUGCGCCGCCUCCUCCACCACCUCCUACGGUCACCACAAAUGCAAAUAGUGCUGUGAGCAAUGAAAAAAUCAGUUUUCAAGUUAUGAUACCUCCGCCGCCACCACCACCGCCGCCACCACCACCGAUUGCAGAACCGACCGUGCCUACGUCAAAUGAUGGUUCGGAGAAAAAGAAUAAAACACCGAAUCGUCCGCCUAUGACAACUACAAUGGAUGAUCGUUCUAAUUUGAUGGCGGCGAUACGAGACGCUGGUGGAAUAGGCAGAGCGAAAUUGAGGCCUACUGUACCGGACGAAAAGAAGCGUGAUCGAUGGUCUUCGGCUUCGGUAGGAGGUGAUCUGAUGGCAGAUCUACAUGCAAAACUAGCGUUAAGACGCAAAGGUAUCGCCGGCUCUACGGUAGGAGCUCUGGAGAGAAUGUCGAGCUUAAUACCGCCUCCUCCGAAACCGACUGAAGCGUCUGCGUCGGAUAGAAAUUCCGCCACCAGCGAAUAUGACUCUCAACCUGAUACGGACGAUUGGGAAGAGUGAUCACUACUGUUACGGUAAUUGAUAGAACAGCGUGCUAUUGAAUUAUGAUAAAUGAUCAUGAUAAAUGACAACAUCCGCGCAUGAAGAGACUCAGGGGAAUUUUUUAUUGGAUAAAUUCAAUGAAGUAGA